Messenger RNA from Gongylonema pulchrum, 420 nucleotides. The record is from the annotation of a GenBank genome assembly. Lineage: Eukaryota; Metazoa; Nematoda; Chromadorea; Rhabditida; Gongylonematidae.
UUGGUAUCGGAUACGAAGGCAGGACCAAUCCAGGUUAAUUUAGGUCAGCAAGGGGCACUGGAUAUUUUCGAUCUUGACGAUUAUGCUGGUUUCGUGCGCGUCCGUUAUGUCAGUGAUCGCGAUUUGCAAUCAGCUCGAUUUGCAUGCCAUUACAUUGUCGGCCUGACUGUCGAUGGUUAUCUGUUGUUUUGGAAUGCAUCAACCAGCAUGCUUCUUCGAUCACUCAAACUGCUGGAGGAUGGUGAGAAGGCGAUUGAUUUUAUGUUGCUUGAUUUCACGCUGGAGAAGGAGGCCAAACUCAGUGAGAAUUGCAAAGUGGUGCUACUUUCGAAAGCAACAGACGACACCUAUCGAGUAAGUUUGGGCUGUGUGCACUUAUUUCCAGGUUUUGCAUUGGCAAAUGGGGGAACGAGUAAAUAG